Bufo bufo (common toad) is the source of this 2401-nucleotide messenger RNA. It is a transcript of the gene EGR1, whose product is annotated as early growth response 1. The coding region runs from base 187 to 1695 and encodes 502 amino acids. Gene Ontology annotation, molecular function: RNA polymerase II cis-regulatory region sequence-specific DNA binding; DNA-binding transcription factor activity, RNA polymerase II-specific. The record is from RefSeq and is a predicted model, not a curated record. Gene Ontology annotation, biological process: regulation of transcription by RNA polymerase II. The transcript has 2 exons. Lineage: Eukaryota; Metazoa; Chordata; Amphibia; Anura; Bufonidae.
UUCCAGCAGGCAGGACUGGGGGAGCCGUGCGGGGGCAGCGACUGCAGAACCGGCGACAACCCCAGAAGCAGCCGCCAGCAACAAUACUCAUUCUUAUCAGCACCAUUCCCAUAACACACAGUGAACCCAGUCCACAGCCCCAGUGUGCAUGCACAGGCAGCUUCUCUAGGGAACCCCGAGGACCUGAUGGCAGCUGCCAAAGCAGAGAUGCUCAUCUCACCUCUGCAGAUCUCUGACCCAUUCGGUUCCUUCCCUCAUUCUCCCACCAUGGAUAACUACCCUAAACUGGAAGAGAUGAUGCUGCUCAACUCAGGGGGAUCCCAGUUCCUGGGCGCUACUGUCCCCGAGGGCAGCGGAUUCAACUCCCCCGGGGAGGGGAACGAGAAUUUCGACCACCUAGCAGCAGAUGCCUUCUCUGAAAUGUCUCUAAAUGCUGAGAAGUCGAUCAUCGAGACUAGCUAUGCCAACCAGACCACCAGGCUGCCAUCUCUGACCUACACUGGUCGCUUCUCCCUGGAGCCUGCACCUAACAGUAGUAACACCUUAUGGCCAGAGCCUCUCUUCAGCCUUGUCAGUGGACUGGUGGGGAUGGCAAACAUACCCAGCGCUUCAACACCUUCAUCAUCACCCUCCUCCUCAGCAUCAUCUUCUUCUUCCCAGAGUCCUCCUCUUAGCUGCUCAGUUCAUUCAAGUGACAGCAGCCCAAUCUAUUCUGCAGCACCAACAUUUCCUAACUCGAGCACAGACAUCUUCCCUGACCAGUCAUCUCAGUCUUUUCAGAAUGCUUCUACUUCUUCAAUCCAGUAUCCACCCCCUGCAUAUCCUGUGACAAAGACCAGUUUCCAGGUGCCAAUGAUCCCAGACUACCUGUUUCCACAGCAACAGGGAGAUGUCAGCCUGGUAUCUCCAGAGCAGAAACCUUUCCAAGGAAUGGAAAGCAGACCCCACCAGCCUUCUCUGACGCCCCUUUCUACCAUCAAGGCCUUCGCUACACAGACUGUUUCCCAAGAACUCAAGAGUAUCAGUAACAGUACUUAUCAGUCUCAGCUCAUCAAGCCAAGCAGGAUGAGGAAAUACCCCAAUCGUCCCAGUAAGACCCCUCCUCAUGAGAGGCCUUACGCUUGUCCCGUUGAGUCUUGUGACCGAAGGUUCUCCAGGUCUGAUGAACUGACAAGGCACAUCCGAAUUCACACUGGGCAAAAGCCCUUCCAGUGUCGUAUCUGCAUGAGGAAUUUCAGCAGAAGUGACCAUUUAACAACUCAUAUCCGUACACAUACAGGGGAGAAGCCAUUUGCCUGUGACAUUUGUGGUAGGAAAUUUGCAAGAAGCGAUGAGAGAAAGAGGCACACUAAAAUUCACUUGAGGCAAAAGGACAAAAAGAGUGAUAAAGCAACACCAGUCUCUGUUGCUUCUCCUAUUUCUUCCUACUCCCCAUCAGCUUCAACUUCUUACCCAUCUCCAGUGCCAACCUCUUACUCCUCCCCAGUGUCUUCUUCCUACCCGUCACCAGUCCACAGUUCUUUCCCAUCUCCUUCCACAGCAGUUACCUACCCAUCUGUUACCGCAACCUUCCAGGUUCAAGGCAUUACUAGCUUCCCAUCUUCAAUUGUCACCAACUCCUUCAGUUCUCCUCUGUCCUCAGCACUUUCUGACAUGUCAGUAACAUAUUCUCCCAGGACAAUUGAAAUCUGUUGAGAAUGAUAGGACAUGUGCAAAAAAAAAAAAUAAAAAAUGAAUAGGCACAAACUGAAGACUUCCAAAGCUUGGUCUCGGAAUGGGAAGUUAUUGAUAACAGACUUGCCUAAGCAAAAAGAAAGGCCAUUAUAAACCGAUAAGCUUCAAAUGCCUAAGAAACUGCCAUUUUAAUUUCCCAUUGUUUUCAAAGACUUGAUUUGCAUGAAUAAUUGAAAUAAUUUCAACAUGAUCCUUUUAAAGAUCAACUUUUAUUUGCAUAAAGGGAUUUUUACUCUAUACAUAAUGUAUAUUGUAUACGUGCAGAGUUUUUGUUUACGUUUUUUAUGCUUUUUUGUUAGUUUUUUUUUAUUUGGUACUCUUGAUGUGAUUUUUCUUUUUUUUUCUUUUUACCCCUUUGCAUAUUCAUGUGGUAUUAUUUGAAAUGAAUAGGGACGCCGUCUGUAAAUGGUAUCUAGUGAUAAUGCUACCAUGGCUUCAACUUCUUUGAGGAUCAGCACUUAUGUAUUCGAGCAUGUGUAAAAGUAAUGUUCCGUUUAGCCUUUUUCCGUCAUUUUUUUCUUUUUGCUUUUGUAAAUAUCAUCAGAUGGUACUCUCUCAUGACGUCAGAAAAAAAAAAAAAAGUUUUAUCUGGUUUCCAGUAACUUGGUGCCUUUUUGUGAAGCCUUUGCUGAUGUCUUGACACGUGCAUCUGCGUGUAUUGAUGCAU